AUGUCGUCCGAUGAAGAACCGAGUACAAGUGCGCCAAGUGCAAAAAGAAGAAACUACCAACAAUUUUACAAGAAAGAAUGGGAAGAGGAAUUUCCAGGCUGGUUGCAAAUUAUGGUCCGAAAUUAUGAAAGAAAAACUAAUAGAGGAAAGUGGAGUGAAGCACAAAUGAAAUUAGCCAUUCAAGAAGUUUUGGAUGGAAAAAAGGGUUACAAAUCGGCCAGUAAGGCUUAUAAUGUUCCUCAAACAACACUCGAGCGUAAAGUUAACCAAGCAAGAAAAAGAGAAAAUAGUGUACAGAAUGUCAAGGUUCCCUUAGGUCCAAUUACAACAGUGUUUUCUGAAGAAGCAGAACAAAUACGUGUUGACUAUUUGAAGGAAAUGGAAGGAAGAUUGUUUGGUUUGUCAACAUCCGAAUUCCAGAAGUUAGCCUAUGAGUUAGCAGUUCGUAACAGACAACACAAAUUUAAUGAACUCAAGGAAAAAGCUGGUAAGGACUGGCUGCGUGGAUUUCUAAACCGUCAUCCUCAUUUGAGUUUACGAAAGCCUGAAAAUACUUCAGCGGCUCGUGCUGCUGGAUUUAAUAGUGUCGAAACAUUUUUCGAACGGCUAGGAAAAACACUUGACGAAAACCGUUUUACUCCAGACAGGAUAUAUAACUGUGACGAGACAGGUGUUUGGGUGGUGCCAAAAUCACGGUCCAAAGUGAUCGCAGCGACGGGUAAAAAGCAAGUAGGUGCUCUGACAUCGGCCGAACGAGGCACGACUAUAACGAUUGAAAUUUGUUUCAACGCUGCAGGGUCAUACCUUCCUCCAAUGUUCAUAUAUCCCAGAAAACGUAUGAAGCCCGAACUUCUCAAUGGAGCUCCACCGAACUCAUGGGCUGAAUGUUCAGAUUCUGGGUGGAUUACUGCAGAAAUUUUCUUGAAAUGCUUUCAGAAGUUUGUAAUACUCACCAACGCUUCUAAAACCAACCCAGUUAUGCUGAUUUUAGAUGGCCGCGCUACUCAUACCCAAAAUCUGCAGUUAAUCGAUGAAGCACGUAAAUACGGUGUGCCGAUAAUAUGCUUCCCACCACACACCACUCACAAACUACAGCCCGCAGAUGUUGGUUUUAUGUGGUCUUUGAGUAUAUUUUAUGAUCAGGCUCUAACAGCAUGGUUAAGAUCUAAUCCUGGGAAAGUAGUUUCGCAAUUUCAAGUGGCUGACUUCUUCGGGCAAGCGUUUAUCCGGGCAGCAACAAUGCUAACUGCAAUUAAUGCAUUCAAAGCAUGUGGGAUCUCGCCUUACAAUCCACAUAUUUUUACCGAAGAUGAUUUCAUUGCUGCAGAGGCUACCGAAAUCGAAUUGAACGCUGAAAAGGAACCCGAAGCUGAUACAACUCACUGA
Coccinella septempunctata (seven-spotted ladybird) is the source of this 1386-nucleotide messenger RNA. RefSeq names its product MFS-type transporter clz9-like. NCBI's taxonomy places the organism in Eukaryota, Metazoa, Arthropoda, Insecta, Coleoptera, Coccinellidae. The transcript has 2 exons. Bases 1 to 1386 code for a protein of 461 amino acids. The record is from RefSeq and is a predicted model, not a curated record. Gene Ontology annotation, cellular component: nucleus. Gene Ontology annotation, molecular function: DNA binding.